Messenger RNA from Endocarpon pusillum Z07020, 942 nucleotides. RefSeq lists its product as uncharacterized. The record is from RefSeq and is a predicted model, not a curated record. Gene Ontology annotation, molecular function: oxidoreductase activity. The transcript has 5 exons. NCBI's taxonomy places the organism in Eukaryota, Fungi, Ascomycota, Eurotiomycetes, Verrucariales, Verrucariaceae. The coding region runs from base 1 to 942 and encodes 313 amino acids.
AUGCCUGGAGAGGUUGUGGAUGUUGGCAGGAAGGGCUUUGAUUCUGAUGGUGGGCUGGAGGAGACUGAAGGCGCAGAUUCAUAUGUUCUGGCGUCAAUGAAGUUCCUACAAUGGCAGUCGCUUUAUGAGGUCGAAAAGCCCUUCCAGAUCUUCAUUAACAUCCCAAGUCAUGUCGAAGACAAGCGAACCACGAAUCUCGUCUUCGAGGAUAACCAACUGAAGGUAAAGGACGUUCGAGCCAGUGAGACCAAUUUCUCCCUCGACCAGCAUGGAUUCAUGUACUGCAACCACGAGACCGCCUUGAGAGAUUUCACAAAUCGAAGGCAUGUUGAGGAGAGUUACCUACCAGAAGUUGAAUCUCUGUUGCGACAGGAAGCGGAUGGAGUGGAUGAAGUUUUCUUCUUUGACUGGAGACUCAGAAAGAAUGCCCCAGAGGUCGAGGGUGCCGUAAUCGAUUUGAAUGACUUGACAGAGUGGCUCCGACCGGCCAUGCAUGUUCAUGUUGACCAGAGUCCUGCCGCAGUGCUCAACCGAAUCCAACUUCAACUCAGCAAAGAUGCCGAUCGAUUGCUGAGAGGCAGAGUGAGGGUCCUGAAUGUUUGGCGGCCUCUGAUUGACUGCGUGGAAGACUGGCCGUUGGCAGUCUGCGAUGGUACUACAGUUGAGACAUCGGACCUUGUCGAAGCCGAUCAUGUUCGCAGACAGUAUACUGGCUCGACGCUCUAUGUCAAAUUCAACCCUCGACAGAAAUUCUAUCACAUGAGCAAGCAGAGGCGAAACGAAGUUCUGAUCUUUAAAAACUUUGACUCCGACCUAAGCAAGCCGGCCUCAUUUGCGCCGCACGCCUCAUUUUGCAACCCACAUACCCCAGAAAUCUUUAUCCCGCGCCAGAGCAUCGAAGUGAGGGCAUUGGUUUUUACGAAGGCAGCUUUAGAGAUCUGA